Messenger RNA from Asparagus officinalis (garden asparagus), 3187 nucleotides. RefSeq names its product extra-large guanine nucleotide-binding protein 3. Gene Ontology annotation, biological process: adenylate cyclase-modulating G protein-coupled receptor signaling pathway. The record is from RefSeq and is a predicted model, not a curated record. Gene Ontology annotation, molecular function: guanyl nucleotide binding; G-protein beta/gamma-subunit complex binding; GTPase activity. Gene Ontology annotation, cellular component: heterotrimeric G-protein complex. The transcript has 9 exons. NCBI's taxonomy places the organism in Eukaryota, Viridiplantae, Streptophyta, Magnoliopsida, Asparagales, Asparagaceae. The coding region runs from base 394 to 3006 and encodes 870 amino acids.
CCCCUUUAUCCAUCAAUCAAAUUAAAUUUGCAAGCCUCUAGGGUUUCUUUUGACCGCCCCCAACUUCUGAUUGGUGCUCCCCAAUUUGGGAAUUUUCCUUACUUCUUACCAAACAAACAACGACCUUUGCCCCUUCCAAGGACCGCCCCCCCCAAUCAAUUGACCUAGUCCAUUUUCUCUUCGACCGAGGCCCUUUGCUCUUCCCUUUUCCCCGAUUUGAUCUCGAAAAGACGCGAUUUUGAUUCGGUCCCGAGCCCUUUUUCGUCGGGGGACGAGUAAAGGUUGGAUCUUUCCGCCCCGUUUAUUUAAUUUGAGUGAGUUUGUUGAUUGUUGUGUGAAUUUAUGUCGAAAAUUUUGAUAAAUUAGUCGUCAAAAGGGAUUUUGUUUGGAGAAAUGGCGGAAACCCUAGAGAAGAGUAGUUGGGAGGAUAUGCUAAGGAGGAUUUUACCCCCCGGAACUCCGAUUCCCGAUGCCCCGGCAAAUCUUGAUUACUCGAUUGCCAUCGAGUACGAUGGACCCCCGGUGGCCUAUGAUCUCCCUAGAGUUGAACCUGUUGAUCUUAGUUACCCCACAAUACCCACUGCCGAGCCAGUUUCGGAGUCGCAGAGGUCUGUCGAUGGUGUUGUGCCACCCGUCGUCGAUCCGAUACCGCUUCCUGUGUCUAGGAUUGAAGGUUGUGCUGGUUCGCCUUCUCAAUUUCAGAGCCAUAGAGAUUCCGGAGGCUCGGGAAGUGAGGGAAGUGAGCAGUCGGUGGUUUCGGUUCUGCAAAAUGAAGAGUUUUCAGAUAAUUCGGGUUCGGAGUCUGGAACUGGCUCCGCUCAGAGCUCACCAGGACCUCAGUCUGUAAAUGAGCAGAGGAGAGUUGCUGUGGUUACUUUUGACACCGUCGACAAGUCUAAAAGUUCGGAACUUUACAUGGAGACAACGGCUUCUUCUCCUCAGUAUGUUGGGGUAUCAGGAAAGGAGAAAAGGAAGAGAGUGUGCUAUAGAUGUGGGAAGAGGAAGUGGGAGAGCAAAGAGUCUUGCUUAGUUUGUGAUUCGAGGUAUUGUAGUUACUGCGUGCUAAGGGCCAUGGGGUCAAUGCCAGAAGGACGAAAGUGUGUGCAAUGCAUCGGUCGGCCGAUUGACGAGUCGAAGAGGUCAAAACUGGGGAAGAGCUCAAGGAUUUUGUCGCGGUUGCUCAACCCUUUGGAGGUUAAGCAAAUUUUGAAAGCAGAGAAGGAAUGUCCAGCGAAUCAACUGCGUCCAGAGCAGCUUAUAGUAAAUGGGUGUCCUUUGAGGCCUGAGGAGAUGGCAGACUUGCUCAAUUGCUCCCUGCCUCCUCAGAAAUUGAAGCCAGGGAGGUACUGGUAUGACAAAGAAUCGGGUCUAUGGGGAAAGGAGGGGGAGAAACCAGAUAGACUUGUGAGCUCAAACUUGAAUUUCAGCGGAAAGCUUUCUCCUAAUGCAAGCAAUGGAAACACCCAAGUGUACAUAAAUGGCAGGGAGAUCACAAAAGUUGAACUCAGAGUUCUAAAGCUUGCAAACGUGCAAUGUCCCCGUGAUACACAUUUUUGGGUGUACGAGGAUGGUCGCUAUGAGGAGGAGGGACAGAAUAACAUUAAAGGAAAAAUCUGGGAGUCGACGUUAACACGACUGGCAUGUUCGCUCUUGUCACUGCCAGUACCUCAUGCAAACUCACAUGGAACAAGGGAUGAGGCUCCGUAUACUGCCAGAACUGUCCCAAAUUAUUGGGAGGCAAAAAGAAUUCAAAAGCUUUUACUAAUUGGACUACAGGGAUCUGGAACAAGUACUAUAUUUAAGCAGGCCAAAUUUUUGUACGGGAAUAAAUUCACCCAAGAAGAACUAGAUAACAUUAAAUUAAUGAUUCAAAGCAAUAUGUACAAAUACCUCAGUAUUUUGCUUGAGGGGCGGGAACGCUUCGAGGAAGAGACUUUGUCUAGGUUGAAGGCAGGUAGUUUGGUUGACCGGCAUUCAACUGAAGUAGUUUCAGGUGAAGAUGGUGGUGGCGAGACGAAUGCAUCUAGUCAAUGUGUUUACUCUAUCAAUGGAAGGCUGAAGCAGUUUUCUGACUGGCUUUUAGACAUCAUAGCAAUGGGAGAUUUAGAUGCAUUUUUCCCUGCAGCAACACGUGAAUAUGCUCCUUUGGUUGAUGAGAUGUGGAAAGAUCCUGCCAUACAGGAGACGUACAAGAGAAAAAGCGAGCUUCAUUUUCUUCCAGAAGUUGCCGAUUACUUCUUGAGUCGGGCAAUUGAAAUAUCAAGCAAUGAGUAUGAGCCUUCAGAGAAAGAUAUAUUGUAUGCUGAAGGAGUAACCCAAGGAAAUGGAUUGGCAUUCAUUGAGUUCUCACUUGAUGAUAGGAGCCCAAUGUCAGAACCAUAUAAUGACAAUCCUGAUGUCCACUCUCAACCACUUACCAGAUAUCAGUUGAUCCGGGUGAGUGCUAAGGGGAUGAAUGAGGGCUGCAAAUGGGUUGAAAUGUUUGAGGAUGUUCGGGCAGUGAUAUUUUGUGUAUCCCUCAGUGACUAUGACCAGUAUGGGGCCCCAGUAAAUGGCAAUAACAGCCCUCUCCAGAACAAGAUGAUGCAAAGCAAGGAGCUUUUUGAGACCACAAUCAGGCAUCCCUGCUUCCGAGAGACCCCAUUUGUGCUAGUGUUGAACAAAUAUGACCUAUUUGAGGAGAAGAUAAACCGCUCACCCAUCUCGGUCUGUGAAUGGUUCAAUGACUUCUCUCCUGUGAGGACUCAUCAUAACAACCAGUCGCUAGCUCACCAGGCCUACUAUUAUGUUGCAAUGAAGUUCAAGGAUCUCUAUGUCUCCCUCACAAACCGAAAGCUCUUUGUGUGGCAAGCAAGAGCUAGGGACCGACCAACAGUUGACGAGGCCUUCAAGUACAUAAGAGAAGUGCUAAAGUGGGAUGAGGAGAAGGAUGACACUUAUGCAGUGGAGGACUCUUUCUACAGCACAACAGAAUUGAGCUCGUCGCCGUUUGUCAGGCAGGAGUAAUCAUCUGAAUUUUCUGAAAUUUUUUUGAUAAUAAUUGUCUACUGGUUUUAUCAGAUUCCGUCAAGUGAUUGAUAUUUGUUAGGUUUGUAAAUGUUGUGAUUGUAAUGUAUAAUUUUACAGUGAAAUCUUGAGCACCAGCCAUUUGGUUUGAAAGAAUAAAACAAGUUUGUUUUCUGAUCCA